GCUUUCUCACCCAAUUCUUUUUUAAACCCGCCUCGAUUCGCGACUUCUCUGGGGUGCUUGUCGGGUCUCUCUCAAAAAAAAAAAACACUUUGGUUCCUUCAUCGCUCUCGUUGCUUGGUCGGUCUGGCCGACAACCUCUCAGGACCCGCCAGACUCACCACCGUCAAGAAAGAACCUGCCUUCUAACCCGAGCGAAGCUCUUCUACGAGACACUUGGCAGACCAGGAAUUCGUUUCAAUACCCAAUGGCUUCUCCGCAACAGGUUUAUCUGUUGCCUCUGAAGGACGAUGGGUCUCCGGAUGUUCCAGGAGGGUAUCUCUACCUUCCUCCUCCCUCCGACCCGCCCUAUCUCCUUCGUUUCGUCAUAGAAGGGAGCAGUUCAAUCUGCAGGGACGGGCAUCUGUGGGUCAACAUCCCCAAAGAGGGAAAGCCUUUUGAUCGGUCCGCCUUUGAAAGCUUUAGUUUAUCCCCGGACUUCAACAAGAACAUCCAGAUUGAUGUCCCCAUCAUCUCUCCGGGAUCCUUCGCCUUCUAUGUGACGUUCUCCCCACUUCCCGCGUUCUCAAUACUAUCGGUUCCUACGCCAGAGCCGACAAGGACUCCGACGCAUUACAUCGACGUCGCACCGCGGUUGACUCUUCGUGGUCGGGACCUGCCACUUAAUGCACUGUCAAUCUUCUCGAUUAUCUCUAAAUUUAUGGGUCAAUAUCCGACGGACUGGGAUAAACAUCUUAAUGGCAUUAGCCAGCGCAACUAUAACAUGGUUCACUUCACGCCCUUGAUGAAACGUGGUGCUUCCAACUCGCCCUACAGUAUCUUUGACCAGCUUCAAUUUGACGAUGCUGCGUUUCCCAACGGCGAAGAGGAUGUAGCUAGCUUGAUCGCAAAGAUGGAGAAUGAAUAUGGUCUCCUAUCGCUUACGGAUGUUGUGUGGAACCACACUGCUCACAAUAGCAAGUGGCUCGAAGAGCACCCGGAGGCUGGCUAUAGUGUUGAGACUGCUCCAUGGCUCGAGGCAGCGCUCGAGCUGGACACAGCGUUACUGAAGUUUGGACGGGAUCUUCAAACACUAGGCCUACCCACUGAAUUCAAAACGGUCGACGACUUGGUCACUGUGAUGGGCGCUAUGCGAGAACAGACUAUUGCUGGUAUCAGACUGUGGGAGUUCUAUGUUGUCGAUGUGAGAGCCGACACACAGAAAAUAAUCGACCAGUGGAAAACGUCGGAUGCUGCAGACCUCACAAGCGAUCAAUGGUCACAGUUUCGUCUCCAAGAUUACAAAAAUUGGCCUUUAAAGCAACAAGCGGCAUUCCUCCGCGACCAAGCCAUUCCAACAUCAAAGCAAGUGUUGGGCAGGUUCAGUAGAGCGAUUGACCCCCAAUUCGGUGCAGCCGUCCUGACUGCACUUUUGGGACCCUACGGUUCUCCCUCUGACACAACUGCAGCCGAACAGUCUAUAUCAAAAAUCCUGGACGAGGUUAAUCUUCCGUUCUACAAAGAAUAUGAUGCGGACGUUUCAGAAAUCAUAGAUCAGGUUUUCAAUCGGAUCAAAUACCUUCGGAUUGACGACCACGGACCCAAGCUCGGACCCAUCACAGAAGAGAGUCCUUUUAUUGAAACAUACUUCACGCGGCUCCCUCUAAAUGAUGUCACCAAAAAGCACGACAAAAAAGCCCUAGCACUAGUCAACAAUGGCUGGAUCUGGAAUGCUGAUGCCCUGCGUGACAAUGCUGGCCCUGAAUCCAGGGCCUAUCUACGUCGUGAGGUAAUUGUCUGGGGUGACUGCGUAAAGCUGCGGUACGGUACCUGCUGCGACGACAACCCAUUUCUGUGGGAAUUUAUGACCAGCUAUACUAAACUCAUGGCCAAAUACUUCUCCGGUUUCCGCAUCGAUAAUUGCCACUCGACACCAUUGGUAGUUGCCGAAUACUUGUUAGACGAGGCGCGAAAAGUUCGACCCAACCUCACUGUUUUCGCGGAGCUCUUCACUGGCUCCGAGGAGGCUGACUACAUUUUCGUUAAACGUCUUGGUAUCAAUGCACUUAUUCGUGAAGCCAUGCAAGCCUGGAGUACUGGAGAGCUGAGCCGUCUCGUUCAUCGUCACGGAGGCCGUCCUAUUGGCAGUUUUGAUCUUGACUUGCCUUCGUCGGGUAGUAGCCAUGCGAUAGCCUCUUCUGGUAUUGACUCCGGCAAAGAAAAGGUUUCUCACAUUCGUCCUACUCCAGUCCAGGCGUUGUUCAUGGAUUGUACUCAUGACAAUGAAAUGCCAGCCCAAAAGAGGACCGCACAAGACACGCUGCCCAAUGCCGCUCUGGUGGCCAUGUGCGCUUCAGCUGUCGGGAGUGUUAUCGGCUAUGAUGAAAUAUACCCUAAACUUGUUGACCUUGUUCAUGAGCAGCGGUUGUAUUUCUCAAACUUUUCCGAAUCCUCUACUGUUGGAUUACACACGCUGGAGGGAGGGAUAGGCGGCAUCAAAAAACUACUAAAUGAACUUCAUACCAUGAUGGGUGUUGAAGGAUACGAUGAGACCCACAUUCACCACGACGGGGAGUAUAUCACUGUCCACAGAGUACAUCCGAGAACACGAAAAGGGGUUUUUCUGAUAGCACACACAUCAUUUCCCGGACAUGAUAGCAAAGCUUUGUUAGCACCUACUCAACUCGUUGGUACGCGUGCCAGGCACAUCGGAACCUGGCUUUUGGAGGUUGAUGCAAGUGAAGCCACGAAAGACCAAGUACUAGCGGACAAGUCCUCCCUACGUGGACUUCCAAGCAGGGUCCACGCCAUUGAAGGUACAAAUAUCGAGCAGAGUGGCAAUGAUACCAUUAUCUCUGUUACGGAAGCAUUAGUCGCCGGGUCUAUUGCUUUGUUUGAAACCUCCAUGCCAAGCGCCGAGCAUGCAACUGGACUCGACGAUCAUAUCACCCAAGGAGUUGACGAUGCCUUCUCAAGCCUGAGCUUGAUUGAUUUGAACUUUGUACUUUACCGUUGCGAAGCAGAAGAAAGAGACUCGAGUAACGGCCAGGACGGGGUUUACAACAUCCCCAACCAUGGUCCGUUGGUUUAUGCCGGUCUCCAAGGGUGGUGGAGCGUGCUGGAGAACAUCAUCAAGUACAACCAACUAGGACAUCCACUGUGCGAGCAUUUGCGGAACGGCCAGUGGGCACUAGACUUCAUUCUUGGACGCCUAGAAAAGUUGGGACAACGAGAAGGGCAAACUGCUGUGGGCACUUCAGCUACAUGGCUACGGGAGAAAUUCCAAGCAGUCCGCGACCUGCCGAGCUUUCUUUUGCCACGCUAUUUUGCUAUCAUUCUUCAGGUUGCUUAUAAUUCUGCCUGGAAACGAGGGGUCCAACUUUUGGGACCCCAUAUACAGAAAGGCCAAGAAUUUAUUCACCAACUUGGAAUGGUCAGUGUUCAACAGACCGGAUACGUGAAUUCCGCGUCUCUAUGGCCUACGAAGAAAGUACCAAGUCUUGCUGCUGGCCUGCCGCACUUUGCGACCGACUGGGCGAGAUGCUGGGGUCGGGACGUUUUCAUUUCGCUCAGGGGCCUUCUGCUGUGUACAGGCCGAUUCGAUGAUGCAAAGGAACAUAUAAGUGCCUUCGCCAGUGUUCUCAAACACGGCAUGAUCCCGAAUCUCCUGGGCAGCGGAAAACUCCCGCGCUACAAUUCUCGGGAUUCUGUAUGGUUUUUGUUGCAAUCUAUCCAGGAUUACACCGUGAUGGCCCCGGAUGGUAUUGAACUUCUCAAACAACAGGUCCCGAGACGGUUUCUCCCCUACGACGAUACAUGGUUCCCGUUCGAUGACCCAAGAGCUUACUCACAAUAUUCAACGAUUUCCGAGAUAAUCCAAGAGGUAUUCCAACGACAUGCUCAGGGGCUGUCCUUCAGAGAGUAUAAUGCGGGAACCGAUCUUGACAUGCAAAUGAAGCCGGAGGGUUUCCAAAUUGAUGUCAAAGUUGAUUGGGACACCGGAUUCAUCUUCGGUGGCAGUCAGUCCAAUUGCGGGACAUGGCAAGACAAAAUGGGCGAAAGUCCUAAAGCCGGAAAUAAAGGCGUGCCUGGGACACCGCGAGAUGGAGCUGCCAUCGAGAUUACUGGGCUUCUCUAUAGUGCCCUGGUCUGGGUUGCAAAUCUACAUGAAGACGGGCUUUACAUACAUGACGGAGUCGAAAUUGGAGGCGGAGAAUCGAUCACGUUCAAGGACUGGGCGGCAAAGAUAAAGGAAAACUUCGAGCGCUGCUACCAUGUUCCUACGCAUCCGAAUGAGGACGCUCAACAUGAUGUAGAUGCCAGCAUUGUGAACAGACGAGGGAUCUACAAGGAUCUCUACAAGUCCGGCAAACCGUACGAAGACUACCAGCUUCGGUCCAAUUUCCCCAUCGCCAUGACUGUCUCGCCCGGCCUAUUUACCGCAUCCAAAGCCCUCGCAGCCCUUGCUCUUGCAGACGAAGUUUUAGCUGGUCCGGUCGGCAUGGCUACCCUUGACCCAUCCGACCUUAAUUACCGCCCUGAUUACAACAACUCGGAAGAUUCAACCGAUUUCGCAACUUCCAAAGGCAGAAACUACCACCAGGGCCCUGAGUGGGUUUGGCAGCGUGGAUACUUCCUUCGCGCAUUCCUGCACUUCGAUCUCGCUCGCAGGACAACACCGGCAGAACGAACAGAGGCUUACCAGCAAGUGACUCGGCGUUUGGAAGGUUGCAAACGGGCCCUGAGGGAAAGUCCCUGGAAGGGUCUUACAGAGCUAACAAAUAAGAGCGGUGCAUACUGUGCAGACUCCUCGCCUACACAAGCAUGGUCCGCGGGAUGUUUGCUCGACUUGUAUUACGACGCAUCAAAGCAUUCCCAGGAGUAAGAUAUGGCGUUCAUUGGGAUACAUAGGGCUCCUACCAGACGGAACAACAUGCACAUUGGGCAUUGUCAUGAUCGAUGCGGUGUACACGCCCUGGCUAGCAUACACUUUAGAUACAUACUAAUAAUGGAACUGUUUCAUAUUCUCUGCG
This is a messenger RNA of Aspergillus heteromorphus CBS 117.55, 5009 nucleotides long. RefSeq names its product putative glycogen debranching enzyme Gdb1. Gene Ontology annotation, biological process: glycogen catabolic process; glycogen biosynthetic process. Gene Ontology annotation, molecular function: amylo-alpha-1,6-glucosidase activity; 4-alpha-glucanotransferase activity. The transcript has 3 exons. NCBI's taxonomy places the organism in Eukaryota, Fungi, Ascomycota, Eurotiomycetes, Eurotiales, Aspergillaceae. The record is from RefSeq and is a predicted model, not a curated record. The coding region runs from base 245 to 4861 and encodes 1538 amino acids.